Messenger RNA from Porites lobata, 843 nucleotides. The record is from the annotation of a GenBank genome assembly. Lineage: Eukaryota; Metazoa; Cnidaria; Anthozoa; Scleractinia; Poritidae.
AUGAGGAAGCUGAAGUUUACUGGUCUAAAUGAAGCAACUACGAGCAUGCUUAACGAUGCGAAAAAGAGAUUCGAACGUGCUCGUGAAAGAGCAACUGAAGCCUUUGUAAACGAAGCGUUGGAAUUGUCUGAACGUGUGCUAGCUAUGCGGUACAGAAUAAUGUCGACAAUACUAGAAACUGUAGACAAUCCUACUAAUGCGUUAGCGGCUUGUAAAUUGUGCGUUGAAGACCUACACCGUGUGUCAGGUGUUAAAGAUUGCUUUACUGUGGAGCUUAAGAGAGGACUCCGGGCUCGGUGGGGUAAAAAGGAACGAAGGGAACUCAUUUCCAAUGUAUGUCAUAUUAAUCGCACCGUCUACGACGUCACUCUAAUGGUCCGUUUUGGCUUCAAGGGUGAGCUGUCAGUAAACUGGCCUUCUGUUGAUAUUGGAGAAGAAAGAGUUAAUCCGCUCCGAAAUGAAAGAGUUGCUAAAAUAUUGAAGAAGCAAAGCAUGGAGCGUUGCUGCGUUCCGUGGUCAUUUGGUCAGGAGGGUGAAGUCGAGCACAAGCUAUCGAAUGCCUGUGGUAUCGCAACAAAUACCAAGGGAUAUUUUCUUAUAGCAGACAAUGGAGACAAGUCCGUGAAGGUGUUUAAUAGAAAUGGAAAGUUUCAGUUGAGAUUCACUCCCCAAACUGAUGACGUCCAAACAAAGUUACAAGUUUACGAUGUAGCAAAUGAAGACGUAGACGACAACAUUUACUUGUUGGUCGGACUGAAGAAGCCUGGGGCUGAGGAAUGGGAAAGUGAAGUGCAGAUUUUUAAUACAAACGGCGACUUGCAGCACAAGUUUUCUGUGAGGAAA